This is a messenger RNA of Pyricularia oryzae 70-15, 3362 nucleotides long. RefSeq names its product transcription factor SPT8. The transcript has 3 exons. Lineage: Eukaryota; Fungi; Ascomycota; Sordariomycetes; Magnaporthales; Pyriculariaceae. The record is from RefSeq and is a predicted model, not a curated record. Gene Ontology annotation, molecular function: transcription coregulator activity; TBP-class protein binding. Gene Ontology annotation, cellular component: SAGA complex. Gene Ontology annotation, biological process: regulation of transcription by RNA polymerase II; chromatin organization. Bases 425 to 2827 code for a protein of 800 amino acids.
CUUCAAUUAAAAUAGACGCGACAGCUUCAACCUCCUAGCUCACUCUUGCGCAUCGCCCUGCGAAUACGAAUGUUCGUACCUGCGCAUGCCAACUAGUCAAAUUCGACUCAGAUAGCAGGCACAGCUUCAUAUAGACGCACAUCGGAAUUUAUGCCUAUAUAUGUGCCGUCAAUUGCUGGUUCUAUUUCUCUUUACUCCCGAAGGAGAGGCCGCAGCGAUAUCUUAGGAACCUGUCCCUUCGUCGUCCUCUGUCCAGUAUAUGCAAGGCCAGUCGUGGCUGGCACCGCCCAAUUCCCUAAAACACAUUUAUCGCAAAUAACAACAACGAACGAUCGAGGAAAGGCACCGUCUGGAGCCUAGCGGGGUCGCGACCCCUAGCUUGGAGAGCGUGGUCUGUUUGUCUUGAGUACGAGAAGUCGUCACAAUGGAGGACGAUGACAGAGAAUCCAACGCAAGCUCGGACAAUGAACAGGACGAGGUGAUGGAGGACGCCGUCGAGGAGCCCGAGGCCGAAGACAACGAUGGGGAAGACGAAGAAGAUAAUGAAAACGAGAAUGAUGACGAGGAAGAAGAUGACGGCGAGAACGAAGAUCAAGAUGUCGUGCAAGACAAGUCCAGUAACGAUAAGACCGUCACCGGCAAGGAGAUCAGCGCCGGCGCCGGCGGCGAUGGAGGAGAUGGCGCCUCGUCGGCGAGCCAAAAACGGCCAGGCAGCAGUGGCAGCAAUACCAACGAUGGCAGCAAGGACGACCGUGCAGCAGGCAAAGCACCAGAGACAGACGCCGCGCGGGAAAAGACACCGGCGACGCCAAUCAAGCCGGGGUGGCGGCCCAAGAUAGACCCGACGCGCAUCUCGGCACGGCUCUACGACAUCGUGCCCACCAUGGCAGCUCCGCAGGCAACGAGUAUUAAUGCAUUCGCUGCGACACCCGACCAGCGCUUCUGGGUGACUGGAGGAUCGGACGGAUACGUGCGAAAGUACGAUGCUCAGGGCACCAUAAACGGCAAGCUGCCGUUGACGGUAGCACAGCGCCACCCAUUUGUCGACUCUGUGGUCAAGGCCGGCAUUCUGAUGAGCUACUGGGAAAAUGAAGAGGUUUCAGGGCCCAGUGGUGGUAGUGGCAGUACCAGUGUUGGAGUCGGAGGAGUCGGGAGUAGCAGCGGGGCCUUGGCCUUUGGGGUCGGCGCGGCUACCCACGAUCACGUCCUCAGCCCCGUGUACAGUAUUGCGGUGCAGGCUCAGGGGCUUUGGGUACUGUCAGGGACAGAAGGCGGCGGCAUCAACCUGUCAAGUGGGCGCCACGAGGAAGGCAAGCGUAUUGCGUGCUUACACAAGCACAGUAGCGCUGUCAGCGUGCUGACCAUGUUGCCGGACGAGAAGACGGUGCUGAGUGGUAGUUGGGACAAGACAGUGGCCGACUGGGACCUUAACAAUGGUCAGGUCCGGCGCACCUUUGUUGGCAGCGGCAGCCAGAUCUCGGUCGUGGAGCUCAGGCCGCUCUGUGGUGCGCCCGUGCCGUCCCUAGGGGCCAUGUUUGACGAAGAAACCAACGGCGAUGUCAAGGGCGUGUGGUCCACCAUGAGCGGCAACAACGACGCCAAGUUCCGCAACGGGUCAUUGAGCAACGGCGUAAACCAAGGUAACCCGGGUGCUAGUGGCACCGGGACUAAUGGCGCGGCGGGCGCCAGCGGUACUGGUUCUGGUGCUGGCGGUGACGGCGGGGUAGGAACUGCGUUUGCACAGACGGCAUCACCAGCACAUGAGAGUCUUUUCGGCAGCCCGGCUGGGUCCUUGUUUGGCGACGACACCAUUGGCGGCAAUGGUAACGUGUUUGGUGACGAUGACGACGACUUCAAUACUCACACCAUGGACAUGGACCUUAAUGGGGGAGGCGAAUCAGGUCACAACGGUGCUGUCGCUGCUGGUGCCAGUGCGGAUGAUAUAGCCAUGGGUGGCACUGAUGAGGGGCACGCUAAAGACACCCUCGGUGAUACUGGCAACGAUGGAGCCUCAACUGCACAACCUCCUGCCGCCACCGCUGCUGCUUCAGGAGAUGACGCGGCUGGAGCAUCCCAGACAACAACCUCGUCGAGCACACAACUGCCACCAUCUACAGCACCGCCGACAGCGUCCGCCAUAGCAACCUCGUCAACUACCGAAACCGACAUCAAGAAAGAGCCAGCCUUGUCGUCCGAACCAGCCAUGCCUGCCGCUACCUCUACUACUGAGAACAACAUAGACCAACCGAAUAUUGUCUUCAACUCUGCUGCCCCGGCACACGCCGACCCUACCCAGAUGUCUGACCAGGUCUUCCUAUCGGCCUCGAUCGACGGCACGCUGCGCAUCUGGGAUCGACGUGUACCUCGGGAUCCCGUGGCCCGCAUCAGCACCCGCCCGGGAGUUCCGCCUUGGUGCAUGGGGGCAUGCUGGAGCCCCGAUGGCAACUGGAUCUACGCUGGUCGCCGUAAUGGCACCGUCGAGGAGUACAGUAUUCACAAGGCCAGGUCGGGCUGGGCCCCUGAGCGCGCUCUAAAGCUUCCGGCUGGAAGUGGUGCCGUAAGCGCCGUAAGGGCCAUGCCGAAUGGGAGGCAUCUUGUUGUUGCAUCUCAUGACAUUCUGCGUCUCUACGACCUCCGCGACAGCUCCGCCUUCAAAGGUUCAUCGGUUCCUUUCCUCAUCGUACCGGGUCCGCCCCGGGCAGGUGUCAUUGCACAACUAUACAUUGACCCGUCAGCCCGCUUCAUGGUUUCGAUUGCGGGCACGCGCGGCUGGGACGGUACUUCGACCGAAUGCCUGGUAGGUUACGAGAUCAACGUCGCCGAAUAGAAGCUGGGCAGCCUGGCCGUGGCUGCAUCGACAUUGAGUGGUGUGAUCAAGAGGGUUUCAUGACUCUGUUUGGCUGUCAGAGUAUCAGUCGUUUCUUUUUGACAUGCUUCUUGUAUACCCUUGGUUCCAUGUGUGUUUUUUUCUUCUUGUAUUUCUGUGCUCAAUUGGUUCCUGAGCGUGGAUUUAUAGUAUAGCACUCGGGUUUGGGGUUGCUAAAAACGUUCUUUCAUCCAUCAGUUACUGUACGUGUAGCCGGGCAUUUUCGCCCAUGUAGGGGAUAAAAUUGGGGGUAUACAAGCUGUGUUUUACAUAAAGAUUGAACACCAGGCUUUCUGCGGCAUCACAUGCUUGUUGCCUGCUGCCGUUUACAGUAGCGUUUGGCUAUAGCUAUAUUUUGAGAAGACUACUGGAACAAGAUAAUACUGUCCUCAUCUCCUCCUGCUUGUUGGAUAGGGCUCUCUGUCGAAGUCCAGGCGUCAAGUUGAGUCAGAAGAGACAUUUGUUUGGUUGGUCAAUUUGCAAUUAAACACCUAAG